AUCAAAUAAAAUUUAUAAUUUUGGCUAAAUAAAACCCAAAAUCCAAGCCCAUUUCAGAUUUAUUUUUAACCCAAUCCCAAUUUUGUAUUUGGUGCCCUAAAUUAAAAUUCAAAAAUUCUAUUCAUCGGUUCACUUUUUUCACUCUCACAGCGCAGCUACCGUCGGCGACCAACAGAACAGCGGCGCAGCCACCGUCGGCGACCAGCAGGGCAGCGGCGUAGAAACCGUCGGCAACCAGCAGGGCAGCGGAGCUGUUUUGGCUGCCAUUUUCAAGUGCUCUUAUUGAAUAUAUACCAUCAUUAUGGAUGCUCCGAAUGAACUGAGCUACAAACCACCAUCAGAAUUUGAGGAGGUCAAAAAGGAUUCACUUGUCAAUCUUAACAUUUCAGACUCAACUGAGCUCUGGCUUAUACAGUGGCCCUUUAAUCAACAUCCAGGUCUUGAUGGGCAAGAAGUUUCAUUGAAGCUCCAUCAUGAUGGGCAUAUGGGCAGUUUUGAGGAUUCAUCUGGUAAAUCAUAUGAAGUGGUCAGUUGUAGAGCGCAGGACCCAGAUGCGAUGGUCUUUCUAUCAUCUGAUUCUGAGCCAAAAAUUGCUGGCAAAAUUUCGCGGCGUGUUUCCCUUGUCCAUUAUCCGGAACCAAGUGAGCUUAAACCGAACAGCAUAAACUUGAAGCAGAUGAUGGCUCAGAGAUCGUCUGGUACUACAUUGACCAAUUCAUCUCGUCGCUUUGCAACUCCUAGUCAAAGUACUAGGACACGGAGUAUUAUGCGAUCAGGGAGUUCAUCCAAAUCUACCAAGAGAAAACACAGUGAUGGCGGCCCUGCAAAAUCCAAUAACCAAUCUGUUCAAGAUUCAGGCAAAAGUGGCCGUAGUGCAUUGACCUCUUCAGGAUCCUUCGAUCACUCUCAAGAUCAAAAAUCAAAGAAGAAGCGGAAAAUUGAUGGUUGAAGUGCUUCCUCUUAAGUGUUCUGAAUCGAAUUCUUUUUGGUUAAAGAAUCUCUUUCUAGUUGCUCUAGUACAAUUGAGCGCUUUAACCAUUCAGCGAUGAACUCGAACACGGCCUUAUUUCUCUCUUAUAUUACUUCUAGAACAAGUGUAUGAGGUUUUUGCGCCAUAGCUUGUGUGCCUUGUUAAUCCCCCCAAUGAUGGGACCAAUAUUUAAUUUAAGUAUCAAAUGUUAUAUACCUUUGUUUUAAAAUAGUUUUAAUAUAUGUAUUAGUUGUACUCUUUA
Solanum pennellii is the source of this 1232-nucleotide messenger RNA. Its product is annotated as mediator-associated protein 2-like. NCBI's taxonomy places the organism in Eukaryota, Viridiplantae, Streptophyta, Magnoliopsida, Solanales, Solanaceae. The transcript has 5 exons. The coding region runs from base 302 to 949 and encodes 215 amino acids. The record is from RefSeq and is a predicted model, not a curated record.